Molecule: messenger RNA, 4371 nt
Organism: Monopterus albus (swamp eel)
Lineage: Eukaryota; Metazoa; Chordata; Actinopteri; Synbranchiformes; Synbranchidae
Gene: ccdc171
Product: coiled-coil domain containing 171
Exons: 25
Coding region: 511-4371 (1286 amino acids)
Source: RefSeq, a predicted model, not a curated record
CUCAGCUGGAAGUUGCUGACAGUUGUUAAAACGCCGCUUUGUUUACAGAGGAUGGUCGAUUUUAAAUUGAAACUGUUGAAACAGUCGCUUCUUACUGAAAAGCUGAUGCAGAUGCUUAGUAAAUAGUAAAACCAGAUGUUGCCAGAGGUUUUUAACUCGAAUGUAUUAUGACGAGUGUGUCCUUGGUAGGUUUGUAAAUGGAGAUCGCUUUCGUUUGAGCGCGUCUCCAGGCAGGUGACACCUGCAGCCAAGCAACCGUCCUCCCCCGGGCACCCGCACGGCCUUCACACGGCCUCCGGGGCUUCUGCUGGUCACACUCAGUUAAAACAGAAAUAAAACUAUUAGUAAACUGUCUGUUUCCUGGAGUCGGCUAAAAUGUUCACACACUCUUCACGUUAAGUGGCUAAAAACAUAUAAAUGUGUGUUAACUCCUUAAUUAGCCAAUGAACAGGGUCCGUGUGUAGUAGUGGACAUCAGAAAAACAUCCACGGGGGGUUUAACAUCAGGGACAUGCAGGCGGAACGAGCGGAGCGGAGGACACAGCCUGGCCGAGGAGGGCGAAGUGAGGGCCCGCACGGCCACGCAGAGACGCGGGGUGCACUGCCGAGAGAGGCGGUCACCUGCGCCAGGAGCUCCGAGGAGGGACUAGCAAGGUUGAAAGAGAUUACUGCCCCCAUGUGGCAGAAAGAGAAGCAGGCAGGAAAUGGAGGAAGAAAGGUGGGAAAAGAUGAAGAGGAGAAGGGGAGAGGAAGAAGCAGAGGAGAUGGAGGGUGGAGGUCAGAUGGGAGAGGGAGGAGAGCGGCAUCAGAAGGAGGUGAUGGGAGCAAGGACUCAGAGAGUCUGAGGUGGAGAGUCAAUCAGCUGGAGAAAGACAAACUGGAGCUGACGUCCAGCCACAACCAGGAGCUGUGCAGGCUGCAGGCGGAGCUGACCCGCCUGAGGUCCUCGGUGGAGCGAGGUGAAGCCCAGAGGACGGAGCUUCAAUACCAGCUGACUGUGAGUCAGAGAGAUGCCGACCAAGCUGUUGAGCUCAGCGCAGACAAACAGGCACUCACAGAGCGAGCAGCAGAGCUCCAGCAGGUGGUGCAGGAGCUGCAGAGAGCUCUGGACAUCACCCGGCGGGCCAGAGAGGAGGACCAGCAUGCUUUGCAGCAGGAGGUUGAGGAGCGUGACCGAAUGAUUCAGAGCUUCAACUGCGAGAACCAGCGACUGCACCGACUACUGCAGGAUCAUGAGAAGGCUCUGGAGGAGUCGGAGAGGAGGAUAGCGGAGGUGCAGAGGGAGAAGGAGAAGGAGGCCGAGGUGAAGAGGCGACAGGCUGACGAACUGAAAUACCUGAUGGAGAGAAUGGAAAGGAGCACGAGAGAGAAGGAGCUGUCGGAUCAGAGGGUGAAGUCUCUGGAGUCGAGCAUGGAGGCGGUGCAAGCAGCUCACCUGGAGUCCAGGUUCAACUCUGAGCUCAUCCAGCGGCGGGUGCAGGACCUGGAGGCGGCGGUGGCAGUGGAGCGAACCGGCCAGCAGGAGGCGCAGUGUAGCCUGGAGCUGCUGAGAGCCAAGUUCAGAGAGGUGGAGAGAGCUUAUGGCCUGGAGAGGGACAGGGGCGACGGCACUGAGCGCGCCCUGGAGCGGUUACAAGCCGAGUACAAACAGUAUAAAUCUGAACAAGAUGUCGCCUUGGAAACGGAGAGGAUCACGACCUCUGACCUGUCGGGGAGGCUGGAGGAAGAAAAGAGACGGCACGCUGACACACUCUCACUGCUCCAGCAGGCAGCUACGAGGCAGCGCGACAGAGAGGAGGCCUUUGGGAACUGUCUGGAGCAGAUCAGAGAAAUGGUCCAGCAGCACAGGAACACAGACUGUAGUCCUCCAGCAAAGCAUGAUGGGAGUCGGAGUCCUUCCACUGAAGUGCUGCAGCUGCUGAAGACAACACUCGACAGCUACCAGCACAGACUGGGAGAGACUGAGAAGCAGGUCCGGGAUCUGAUGCUUGCAUCUGAGAGGCUGCAGGAGGAGAACCAGGCUCUGCGACAGCUGACCUCAGAUCAGAGCAGGCAGAUGGAGGAGUCUCGGCAGGUAACGGUCAAACUGGAAGAGGAGGUGACUCGCCUUCGCCAGGAGAGCUCUGAUUGGGCGACACAAAGCCGCGUUCUGCAGGCUGAGCUGCAGAAGGAGAGGGAGAGAGAGAGGGAGGACAGGGUGGCAGAGGUGCAGAAGAUAACUGAACACUACCAGGAGGAGUCGAAGGCCUGUCUGUCCUUCCUCUACCGUGUGUACCAGCGCCUGCUGGCCGGCUGCGUCCUCCUCGACCAGCCCCACAGCAUCCUGGGUAGUUUCACCUGGGCGGAGCUGUGUGAUGUCAUCAGCGAGCAGGUUGACCAGCUGACCUCUGACCUCCUGAAGGCCAACGACAAGAUCGCCAAGCUGCAGAGCGUGUGUGAGAAGAAGAGUGCGUGUGUGCGCGAGCUGCAGCGCAGUCAGGAGUGUGUGUUGUUUCGCCUGGAGGAGAGCGUGAGGAGGAGGGAGGAGGCCUGGAGCAGCCAGCACACGCAGGCUGUCACACAGCUGCAGAACGAGCUGCAGGUGUGUCGUUCUCAGUGCGACUCUCUCCAGGAUCACGCCUCCUCUCUGGAGCACCAGUGCUUCUUGCUGACCUCUGACCUCUCCCGGCUCCAGGGCCUCCUCUCUCGAAGCCGUCAGGAGACAGCAUCCUUCUCUCUAGCCUGCGCUCUGCUGGCCGGGGCACUGAGACACACUCUCUGGCGUCUGCAAACGCUGACCGAGCAGAAAGCCCUCCUGUCCAGGCAGCUGGCAGAGAGGGAGGUGCUGGAGGGGGAGGUGAGGAGGUUGGCUGACGCUCUGGCAGGUAACGGAGACCUUGAGGAGGAAACGGGGAGGAAGGCAGUGAGGUGGUGGAGGAGGAGUGUGUGUGUGGUGUUGGCGGUGAGGAGGUGGUGUAUUCUGGGCAAAAAGACACCAGUGUUGUUUCGGCUGGAGAGAGGCGGCGGCUGUCCUGUGGUGUGCCUCAGCAGAGGGUCGGCUACGGCAGCGCAGAAGGGACAAAAUGGGCCGAGUCCAGUGGACAUGGGUGGUGAAAGUCGUGAAGAGCUGUGUGCCCGCUGGCUGCGCUCCAAGUGUCUGUCCUCCACCAUUCUGUCCUCCAUGGCUGACCUGCAGGGGGCGCUGUCACACACCGGCUCCUCCCCUCAGAAUGUCACGUCUGCAGCUCGUUCUGCUUUGUCCCGCCUCCUGGAUCACCUUUUCCACCAGUCAGACGUAGCGUCCUGCAGAGAGGACGUGGACACGCUGAGCGGCCUGCUGAGACUCGGCUUGAACAGACUGACGCCUCCGCGACCCGACGUGAAGACCCUGGUCUCCACCCUGCAGCAGCACUUCCUGCUCUUCAGCCAGCGGCUGCACUCGGCCGAGGUGGAGCGGCGGAGCCUGAGGCUGGAGGUGGCCGGUCUGAUGAGAGGGCUGAGGCGGGAGCGGGAGGACGCCUGCAGGAUGGUCCCCGCCGAGCGUUUCCACAGUGCGUGUUUGGAGCUGCGUCAGGCUGUGAACAGAGAGCAAGAGGCUCAGACGCUGAUCCUGGAUCAGACCAACCGGCUGCACACACUGCAGCUCCGAGUCAGCGCGCUCUCCUCUGAGCAGACCAACACACAACACACACUGAGCCAGACCACACAGGCUCUGUUGGAGGCUCGGCAGGAGCUGAGUCGCAAGCAGCGCUCUCUGAGGAUUCUGGGUAAACACCUGUUGGGGGUUCAGAAGGAGAGGACGCAGCUGGAGGGGCGACUGCAGCGGGCUGAAGACGCGCUGAGGGACGCCACCAGGCGUAAAGACCGUCUGAUCAGCUGCAUGACGGCCGCCGAGACGAGCUACAAGGAGGUCAGGGAAAGUCUCAUCCAAUCACGGAGCUCGCUGUCAGCACAGCCCCGCCCCCUGCUGUUACCCAGGCAGCUGAGUGGAGCAGAGAGCAUCAUGGGAGCUCCUGAGGUGGCAGUGUGCCAGAGUCUUCUCUCCGUCGUGUCUCAGCUCUUCCACACCUGCAGCUCCAGGAUCGACUGGUUGGAGCAGGAGGUCGCCGCCCAUCGCAGUCAUGUGACCGCUCUGCGCAGCGAGCUGCAGGACGCCUGUCUCCACGACAACCCGGCCUUUGUCCCUGUGGCUGAGUUUCCCCAAAGCUUCCCAUUCGAUGAGGCGGAGGCUCCUAAACCUGCCCCCCUCACUGGGUUCUCAGAGGGGCCACCAGUGAGUUUAAACACAGCCCCCUCCCAGCCAACCCCCACCACUCCAUCUGCCUUUUUCAGCCCCCCCAGGGACAGAAGGAAGGAGAGAAAACCCCUAAAACGAAGGAGAGAAAACCCCUGA